GGAUACGUACGAUUAUAGAAAUACAUGGUAUACGACGUAUGAGAUCAUCAUACACGACCCCGAUCGUCGCUUACAUUACAGCCUUGUCACUUGUCACUUGAAGCUGGAAGACGAGGGAGAUAUGACGUUUCCCUCUCAUCUGACAGAUGUCCCUUUUGAGCUCGGACUCGACGAUCACCAUCGGACCGACGUUCAUCCACCUAACCUACCUCUCUACACUCACUCACCUGCUCUUAUAUCGCUUUACAUUUCAUUCUCCUCGACCAUUCAAUAUUUAUCAGCUACAGCGACACAUAUACCAUACAGCAAGAUCGAAACACACUCCUUCGAAAUGUCGGAAAUGAAGGCCAUCAUCUCUCCCUCUGUCCUCGCGUCGGACCUCUCCUUACUCACGAACGAGACCAAGAUGAUCAUGUCCGAAGGGGCGGAUUGGUGUCAUAUGGACGUCAUGGACGGCCACUUCGUCCCGAACAUCACCUUCGGCCCCCCUCUACUCGAAUGGGUGAAAAAGGGCAACCCGGAGAUCUUUAUGGAUUGUCAUAUGAUGGUCGCUGAGCCUAUGCGGUGGGUCCCGGAUGUCGCCAAAGCAGGUGGAAAGCUGUAUACUUUUCACCUCGAAGCCGCUCCCGAGCCGAUCCCCGUGAUCAAAUCCAUCCAAUCCCACGGCAUGCUCGCAGGCCUAGCCAUCUCCCCUCAAACCCCUUCCACGGCGAUCACCGACGAGAUGUUCCACGCGGCGGAUAUGAUCCUGAUCAUGACCGUCCACCCCGGAGCGGGCGGGCAAAAGUUCAUGCCGGAAUGUAUAGAAAAGGCGAGGGAGCUCAGGAAGAGGUUUAACGGGGUGGAGAAGCAUAUCCAGGUGGAUGGGGGGGUCGGGCCGGGGAACGUGUGUGACUGUGCCAAGGCCGGCUGCAACGUCAUCGUCGCAGGGACGUCCGUCUUCAAAGCCCCCUCUCCCAAGGAGGCCAUCUCGUCCCUGCGUCAAGCCGUGGACGAGGCGUGGGUGGAAAAGCUCAAGACCGGUCAGUGGGAUCAGUGAUCGUUUGACGGCGAGAAGGUCAGGUCGGAAGGGGACAUCCGGAUGGGUGGGGAAAGGCGCAAAUGCGUGGGUUGAAUGGACCAGCGGUCGCCGAAGGGUGUGUGUUUGAGCGAGAGGCAGGUUGUACAGACGAAAUGAUAACGAUCCGGGGGGGUAUGAAAUAGAUGGAAUACAAGUGAUCAUGUUGCA
This is a messenger RNA of Filobasidium floriforme, 1228 nucleotides long. RefSeq lists its product as uncharacterized. Gene Ontology annotation, cellular component: cytosol. Gene Ontology annotation, biological process: pentose-phosphate shunt, non-oxidative branch; carbohydrate metabolic process; pentose-phosphate shunt. NCBI's taxonomy places the organism in Eukaryota, Fungi, Basidiomycota, Tremellomycetes, Filobasidiales, Filobasidiaceae. Gene Ontology annotation, molecular function: D-ribulose-phosphate 3-epimerase activity; metal ion binding. Bases 122 to 1039 code for a protein of 305 amino acids. The transcript is spliced from 6 exons. The record is from RefSeq and is a predicted model, not a curated record.